This is a messenger RNA of Teleopsis dalmanni, 636 nucleotides long. Its product is annotated as histone-lysine N-methyltransferase SETMAR-like. Gene Ontology annotation, molecular function: nucleic acid binding. The transcript has a single exon. The record is from RefSeq and is a predicted model, not a curated record. Bases 1 to 636 code for a protein of 211 amino acids. NCBI's taxonomy places the organism in Eukaryota, Metazoa, Arthropoda, Insecta, Diptera, Diopsidae.
AUGGCUAAGAAGUGGUUUACAGAGUUCCGUUGUGGUCGUUCCAGCACUAGUGACGCCGAACGUUCAGGUCGCCUAAAAGAAGUGAUCACGCCGGAAAUCGUCGAUAAAAUCUAUGAAAUGAUAUUGGAUGAUCGGAGAAUGAAAGUGCGUGAGCUGGCUCAUGCUGCAGGUAUCUCAACUGAAUGGGUACAUCAUAUUUUACACGAAUAUUUGGACAUGAAAAAACUCUCCGCGAGAUGGGUGCCGCGAUUGCUCAUACUCGAUCAUAAGCGCAAUCGUGUGAUCACUUCAAAAAAGUGUUUAGCGAUGUUCAGCCGUAAUCCGAACGAAUUUUUGCGCCGUUUUGUUAUUGUGGACGAAACAUGGAUCCAUCACAACACGCCAGAGACCAAGGAACAAUCGAAACAGUGGGUUGCUAGGGGUGAACGUGGACCAAAGAAGGUCAAACAGAGUCUAUCAGCCAACAAAGUCAUGGCCACAGUUUUUUGGGAUGCAAGCGGUGUCAUUCACAUCGAUUACCUCGAGAAAGGUAAAACGAUCACCGGCGAAUAUUAUUCAAAGCUUUUGAACAGAUUCGACUUUCAUUUAAAGCAAAAACGACCGCAUUUGGCGAAGAAGAAAGUGCUGUUCCAUUAA